Molecule: messenger RNA, 901 nt
Organism: Salvia hispanica
Lineage: Eukaryota; Viridiplantae; Streptophyta; Magnoliopsida; Lamiales; Lamiaceae
Product: small ribosomal subunit protein uS4y-like
Biological process (GO): translation; ribosomal small subunit biogenesis
Cellular component (GO): cytosolic small ribosomal subunit
Molecular function (GO): rRNA binding; structural constituent of ribosome
Source: RefSeq, a predicted model, not a curated record
ACAGGCCCAAAUUCCACACUCUAAAUGGCUUAGGGUUUAUUCAAAUCUAGUUGUAUUAAACACAUCUCUGCAAAAGUUUCCGACUUCUUCAGCCGCGUAGCUUCUGACAAUGGUGCACGUUAGUUUUUACCGCAACUAUGGUAAGACAUUUAAGAAGCCUCGCCGGCCUUAUGAGAAGGAGCGAUUGGAUGCGGAGCUCAAGCUUGUUGGAGAGUAUGGGCUCAGGUGCAAGAGGGAGCUUUGGAGGGUGCAAUAUGCUCUGAGUCGCAUCCGAAACAAUGCUAGGAACCUUCUCACCCUUGAUGAGAAGGAUCCCCGGCGUAUCUUUGAAGGUGAGGCCCUUCUUCGCAGGAUGAACAGGUAUGGGCUUUUGGAUGAAAGCCAAAACAAGCUUGAUUACGUGCUGUCCCUCACUGUGGAGAACUUUCUCGAACGCCGCCUUCAGACUCUUGUGUUCAAGGCUGGAAUGGCCAAGUCGAUUCAUCACGCCCGUGUGCUCAUCAGACAGAGGCAUAUUAGGGUGGGAAGACAAGUUGUUAACGUGGCGUCCUUUCUCGUGAGAGUCGAUUCACAGAAACAUAUUGACUUCUCACUGACUAGUCCCUUUGGUGGUGGUCGUGCUGGUAGAGUCAAGCGAAAGAAUCAGAAAGCCGCAGCCAAGAAAGCUGGUGGUGGUGGUGAUGAAGAAGAUGAUGAAGAAUAAGCGUAUUGUUUGUAACUUUUCAUUGCUCUUUAUGAAUGAAUACCUCUUGUUUUCUUUUUGAUGCUCUGUUUGUCACUUCUUUUCUUAGUAUGAGAUUUUAGCAAACGUUUUUGUUGUUUAAGUUGCAAGAAUGAAAUUGAACAUGAACAUGAUAUUUCCAGCUCUUGUAUGCUAUUAAUAUCAAUAUCAGUUACAUCA